This is a messenger RNA of Xenia sp. Carnegie-2017, 1961 nucleotides long. RefSeq names its product receptor-type tyrosine-protein phosphatase kappa-like. The coding region runs from base 72 to 1610 and encodes 512 amino acids. Lineage: Eukaryota; Metazoa; Cnidaria; Anthozoa; Malacalcyonacea; Xeniidae. The record is from RefSeq and is a predicted model, not a curated record. Gene Ontology annotation, molecular function: protein tyrosine phosphatase activity. The transcript is spliced from 15 exons. Gene Ontology annotation, biological process: protein dephosphorylation.
AGACCCGUAAUCGGUUACCAAUUCCACUCGCAAAUUUUACUGAGCACGUAAAAAAACUGAGAAGAAAAAACAUGGAGGAAUUGAGGCUCGAAUUUGAGGACUUACCAAAUGGUCAGAAAUGCAACUGGGUUAUUGCCAAAAGUCCUAUGAAUUCUGCCAAAAAUCGAUAUGGAAACGCAGUCACGUACGACCAUUCUCGUGUGAUACUCUCUGGUGAUGAAAAAUCUGACUAUAUCAACGCUUCUUUUGUCGACGGGAAAUGUGAGAAGUACUACAUUGCGACCCAAGGUCCCAAACCUAAAACUGUAAACGAUUUCUGGAGGAUGAUUUUUGAGCAAAAGUGUCCAACAAUUGUAAUGUUGACGACUUUGAAAGAAAUGGGAAAAAACGGCGAACAUCACGAAGUCGAGCAGUUUCACUACAAAUCAUGGCCAGACUAUGGAGUACCUCGUUAUCGAACACAACUCUUGACAUUCAGGAACUAUUUCAAGCUAUCGCACAAGACGAAAUCCGGUCCUGUCGUCGUUCACUGUAGUGCUGGUGUUGGUCGUACUGGAGUAUUUAUUGCGUUGGAUAAGAUCCUUGAUGAUCUUGAUGAUGAAUAUGAAACAAACAUUGAUGUAUUUGGCUUUGUGGAAGAGAUGAGAUCGCGGCGCAUAAACAUGGUUCAGACAUCGGAUCAAUACAUGUUCAUUCAUGACGCCAUUAUCGAUCACAUCCAAUGUGGAGCGAAUGAAGUUGCUGCUGUUCAUAUCAAGAUCGAGAUUGCACAGCUCUCUAAGAAAAGUAGGAACGGAAAAACUGGAUUUGAAGAAAAAUUUGAGCGUUUACAAUCAAUCACACCAGAACAUCCUGAAGAACUUUGUGAGGCAGCACUUUCGGAUGAGAACAAGAAGAAAAAUCGUUAUCCUAGAAUAUAUCCAAAAACUAAUCGUCCUAUUCUUCGGCGUGUUGAAAACUUAGAAACUUCCGAUUACAUAAACGCAUGUCUUGUUGAUAUGCCUUUGAAGGUAACCAUCAACGACUUUUGGAGGAUGGUCACUCCAUAUAAAUGUACGACCAUCGUUUUGCUGGAUCAGCUAACUGAUGAUAACAAGGAAUAUCCAAUGUUUUGGCCCACGAAGAGAGCAACAAGUCGACCUUAUGGAACAUGUACUGUUUUGUUUGAUUCAGUCGUAAAGAAAGAAGACAUUGUUGUCAGAAAGCUCAUUGCCUCUCCAACUUUGGACAUCAAAGAAGGUCAUAUGGUUCAUAUAAUUCAGUAUUUAUCAUGGCCAAAUCAUGGCGUACCUAAAGAUGUUCGCAGUUUGUUGCAUGUCCUUUCAGAAGUCGAAGAAGCCCAAAGAUCCGUGGAGGUUGAAGGACCUGUUGUUGUUGUCUGCAGUGAUGGAGCAGGUAGAUCAGGUACCUAUAUCACCAUUUCUAAUCUUGUGGAUCGAGUUAAAAUCGUCCAAGUCAUCGAUGUGUUUCAGUGCAUAAAGUUGAUCCGAAGUAGACGCCCACAGUUUGUUGAGACAGCGGAGCAAUUCAAAUUUUGUUACAGUGCAGUGUCAGGCGUGUUGGAGUCCUUUGACGAGUAUUCAAAUUUCACAGAAUUAGCAACGAUUUGAGAACGUUAAACUUUAGUUUAUACUCGUAGUUAAAUGUCGGUAUGUAAUAUCUAUAGUGGUAUGUAAUAGAUGAGUCAAUUAGAUUUCCUCAAUGUUGCUUUGUUAACCUAGAGCGAAAACCAUUCGUACAAAUAAUGUAUUAACUAGUGAUUGUAGAAAAUAUGAUUUAAUUUUAAGUAUUUUAUAAGUUUUUAACUACAACGUAUACGACGAGGCUUUAUUGUAUGCGGUGGAAGAUCCACGAAAAAGAAAUAAUUGUAUGUAUUUUAAAAACAGCGGUAUGAUAUCGUCUUAACGACAACGACUUCUUUACACUGAAUUUAUGUGAUUAUUUUGAACUUUUUUACGACC